Molecule: messenger RNA, 1317 nt
Organism: Paramecium tetraurelia
Lineage: Eukaryota; Ciliophora; Oligohymenophorea; Peniculida; Parameciidae
Exons: 2
Biological process (GO): chlorophyll biosynthetic process; cholesterol metabolic process
Cellular component (GO): chloroplast
Molecular function (GO): chlorophyllide a oxygenase activity; 2 iron, 2 sulfur cluster binding
Source: RefSeq, a predicted model, not a curated record
AUGGAGUACCUCUCAUUGGAAAUACUAUUAUCUUUUUGCUUCAUAGCACUCUAUUAUCUCUAUUAUAAGAAGUUUAGAUUCUUUGUAAUAGAGGAGAAAAAGAAAGAAAACAUUAUUAGACACAAAUAAACAAGAGGCAAGUGCCCCCCUUCAUAUCCAAAUGGAUGGUAUCGGCUUUGUAGAAGUACAGAAUUGAAGAUUGGAUAAGUGGAAGAAAUAAAACUUGCUGGUCGUCACAUAGCUUAUUAUAGAGGUACAGAUAAAGUAGUUUAUGCUGUUGCUGCUUAUUGUCCACAUAUGGGAGCUAAUCUUGGAAUUGGAGGAUAAGUUAGAUUCAAUUCCUGUAUUGAAUGUCCAUUCCAUGGAUGGACAUUUGAUGGAAAAUCUGGAUUAUGUGUCAAUUCUGAAAAAUUAGAUCCUAAAAUUGUAUCAACAUAUUGUUACAAUAAUAUUCAAAAUAUGGAUCCUAAUAAGAAAGGAGAAUAUUUACAAAAAGUAGAAGAAGGAGAAAUCAAAAUAAAAACUUAUCUCAUUAAAGAGAUUAAAGGAAUGGUCUAUAUAUGGCUCCAUUGUUUAGAAGCAAAACCAUGGUAUGAUCCUAUGGUUGAGAAAUGUGAUCAUUUGUAAUUAAGAGGAGAGAGCAUCAACUACAUUAACUGUCAUAUUCAAGAGUUUCCGGAAAAUGGAGCAGAUAUUCGCCAUUUUGAUUAUAUUCACGCAUCAGUUAGUGAUUUUAUUCCUACUUGGCUUAUUAAAUUUAAAUGGAACAUGAAAAGCAUGUCUGCAAAUGAUCCAGACUUUUAUAAAAAAAUGGAACACCCUAAAGAAAAGAUCAGAAAUUAUUAAAAGUAAUUAUUCGAUCAUUAUUUGUCAAAUAAAGAUUUAAGACCAUAUAUGAAUGUAUUAUGUUUAGAUGGAUCUCUGAUGUUCUUUAAUAAAUGGAAAAUUAAUGCAUUAUAUAUAACAGGAUUUUAAAUGGGGCCUGCCACAAUCUAAUUAUAUAUUUUAUCUAGUCUAUUUGAGGUUUUCUAUAAAUAAGCUUUGCAACCUGUCGAAAAAUUCAAUCAAAAGGUUUUCUUAACAUUACACAUAAAUUCUUAUUUACCUUAUUGGCUUAGUGCAUAUAUUUUAUCAGGAGGGUUGAGAUAGAUUAUUUCAGAUGUAAGUGUGUGGGAUAAUAAAAUAUUUGCAGCUUAAAGUUGCUAUAAUUUAAAAGGUGAUGCUGAUCCUGUAUUAAUGAGAUGGAGAUAAUGGUAUUCGUAAUUUUAUGAGGGAUCAAGAGAUUUUGAAUAAAAAUUAGAUUCAUUAGAAUGGUGA